GCCGCCCCGGAGAGGACGCCGGAGCCCCGCGGCCGGGGCCACCCCGCGGUGCGUGGGAUGAAGGGAGCCUGACGCCUGCCCGGAGAGGAGACCCCAGCCCCUGCAGAGCUGCCCACCAUGAGCAAGGCGCUGCUGGCAGGCAGGAUGCAGCCGGAGAGCCGGAACGUCUGUGUCUUCCUGCCCACCCGGGAGCAGCUCAGCCUAGCUGUCGGGGUCAAAGCCACUGGACAGGAGCUCUUUCAGCAAGUUUGUGAUUUAGUGAAGAUUAAAGAGCCUCACUUCUUUGGCCUCAGCAUUGUUAAAAAUAAUGAAUAUGUUUUUAUAGACCUGGAGCAGAAGCUUAGCAAAUACUUUUCAAAGGAAUGGAAGAAAGAGACCACCAAAGGAACAGAGAAAUUCAGCCCUCCUUUUGUUGCGUUCUUUAGAGUACAAUACUACGUAGAAAAUGGAAGAGUAAUAAGCGAUAAAGUGGCACGGCAGCUCUACUACUGCCAUCUCAAAGAGCAAGUACUUAUGUCUCGGUGCAACCACAAAGAAGAAAUCUACUUCUUGUUGGCUGCCUACAGCUUACAGGCAGACUUGGGCAACUACAGGGAGAAGGUCCAUGCUGGCAAAUAUUUUGAACCCCAGGCUUAUUUCCCGCAAUGGAUAAUUGCGAAGAGGGGGAGCGACUACAUCUUGAAACAUGCCCCAGAGAUGCACCGAGAACAGCAAGGGCUGAGUGCUAAGGAAGCAGUGCUGAAGUUCAUUAAGGAGUCCUGCCUGCUGGAAGAUGUGCCCGUCCACUUCUAUAGACUGCAGAAGGAUAAGAAGGAGGAUCGCCCGACGGUUAUCCUGGGCCUGACCCUGAGAGGAAUGCACAUCUAUCAGGAGGUGAAUCAUGUUCGCCAGCUCCUCUAUGACUUUCCCUGGUCGCACAUCGGGAAGCUGGCAUUUCUGGGGAAGAAAUUUGAGAUCCAGCCAGAUGGUUUGCCCUCUGCACGGAAACUGGUUUACUACACGGGUUGCCCCUUCAGGUCGCGGCACUUGCUGCAGCUCCUCAGCAACAGUCAUCGGCUCUUUCUGAAUAUCCAGCCAGUGUUGAAGCAAAUCCGAAAACUGGAGGAGGCUGAAGAGAAGAAGCGCUACCGGGAGUCCUAUAUCAGUGAUACGCUAGACAUGGACCUGGACCCGUGCGAUAAGAACUCGCGCGGCAGCGGGAGCAGUGGGGGCAGCCGGAGGGAUAACCGUCUCUCACGCCAGUCCACGGGGAGUCACGGCAGCUCUCACACAUCAGGCAUCGAGGCUGACUCCAGGCACCGGGUGUCGGUGGAAAUGUCAGUGGAUGAGCCCUUCAGCAUUGACCGGGUGCAUAGCAAAGAGAAAUCCUGCAGCUCAACCAUCAGCUACAGUAGCUCUGGCAUUGACAGUGGCAGCAAAGGGCGGGCUGAAGACGACUCUCAGGAUGAUGAGCUUGAGCUGGCAGUAGAUGAGCCAGAGGAGGUGCCUGUAGAUGAGCCUUUAGAGGGAGACCAGUUAGAGGAGGCCAUUGUGGGAGAAUCUGUUGAAUCUCUUCCUCUAGAUGCUGCUAGCUGCCAAGCUGUGAAUCAGGAAUCACUGUCUGUGGUGCAAGUCACGCUAAUAAAAAUGAGAGGCCAAAGUGUGGAAUCCCUUCACCAGGUCAGAUCACCCAAAAGCAGGAGCUGCACAGACCAGCACAGCCAGAGUUUGGAUGACAUCCGCCUUUACAAGCACCGGCACCCACCACUAAGUGCCACGUUGUCUUCAGACACGUCCCACAGCUACACAUUUGGCUGCAGCCUGGAGGAUAAGCUGUCUAUCUAUGGCUGCGUUUAUUCCACAGCGGACUGCAAAACCAAGUCUGCCCUUUAUGGGAAGCGAUCCAUGAACUGCCUCUCCUUGGAUCUUCUGGGAGAGGACCAGCUCCCGGAGGAAUUUGUGGUGUAAUGAGAUUGGAGUUCUUCCAUACCAGGAAACAGCUCAUCAUGGAAAUAUAUACCUCAUUAACACGUGUGAUGUCACUCUGGUUCUUGCAGGAGAUUGAGAGAAGCUUUGUUAUUCAGCUCCAUAAUCAGUAAGUGGCAUCACUUCUGCAGACCUGACUACAGGGCAAAUCAACUGGAGUGUAGCACUUAACAUUGGCAUUGGAAGUGUCUGUCUGAGCAGAAAAUGGAAGUGGCCUGCACCAUUAGCAGUGACACUACCAACAUAAAAACCAAAAACAGUGGACCAAAACUGACACUGAGCUAGUAAAGUAAAUACUGUGUCUAAAUGGAUUUAUCAGAAAGAAAUUUAAAGUCUAUGUCAGUUUAUCUUCCUGUGUUUCUCUUGUGGUCCAUUUAUGUUAAUGCUAGUGUACAGAUAGUUUGGUUGUCUUGAGUUUGUGCUGCUGCAACACUGCCAACAGCUGUCAGGCCAGGAUAUACUCUGAGCACAUUUGGAGGGCUGUGUAUGGAAGUAUCUAGCCUGUUCCUGUUCUGAUGAACACAAGUUGCCUAUUUGCUUUAUUGGGAGCAAGACCUGCUCUGCCAGGAGUUUAUUCUCUUAUUUUUGUUGUUGUUUUGUUUUGUUGUAAGCAUCCAGCCAAAUACAAUGUGUGUUCUUUUUUUUUUUUUCUUCAAUGCAACAAAUGGAACUGUCUGUCAGCUUUCUACUACUGCCAUGAUGCAGAUUGGUAAAUAAAUGCUUCUAUCCUUGGGGAUAGAUGGGGGAGGGGAUAAAACAACUGAGCUGCUUCUGAGAGUACAGAAGACAAGAGCGUUAAUUGACUGGCUCUUGAAGACAGGAGUGUGACUGGAGAAUCUGUCCAGGCAUGAUCACCCCUUACUUUGAAUCACACUUUUAUGUUGUUCUUUUCUUUGUUUUUAAUAAAUCUGUUCCUUAGAAAUUUUUCCUCUGCUUAGGAGGCAAGUAUGGACUAGAAAAAGUCGCUUUGGAAGGACAGACAGAGUGACUGCAUCCAACUUAGUCAUGGAUAGGUCAUGCAAGUGUGAGUGCGUGGUGCUGCAGGGCUGGUGAUGGUGGAAGCGCAGCGUGUUUGUGUGCCAAACCAAGGGUACUUGUUUGGUGAUUUUGAGUGGUGGAGCUGGCUGUGCUGGCUCUCACUAGGAAAAUAAUGAUAAUUAUGCUGUUUGAUUCAAGCAUUUGGUGUGGAAAACAUCCUGCUACCUUGUUACAUCCAAAUAAAUGUAUGUUUGUUUGAUUUCCUUCCCUGUCUUCCCCCAGUACCUCCUCCCCUCAUCAAUUCCCAGCUUUUGGUAAGCUUGUACUUACAGGCAUGUGUAACCUGUGCCCAACUUUUGACAACCUUGCAGGUGGAAGCUAAUAAUUUUUUGGCAAACUCUAGAAGCAGACUGAUGCUAAUCUGCUGGUUGAGGAAGUGUGUGUUGUGCAGUGUUGAUCACUCAAAAGCUGAAGAUAGCCGAAUUCAGGAAAGGAAGGAAGCCAGACCACGAUGAGGAGGGUUUGAGCUGCUGCUUUGAGGGUGUACUUGCAGGCUUAGUAGUUGUCUGGUAAAUUGCAUUUGCAUAAACUGUUAAAACAGCAAAUCCGUGAAGUCCUUCAUCUCACUAUGUCUGUGCAGGUGAGCAUGGUGUAGAGACAGCAUGCAGGUGCAUCUGCAUUUACUGAAGUGGCAUCAGUGGCUGUAUAUCCUCUGAGAUGAAUUCAGCACCAAAACCUAGCUGUGUGUUUGAGGAAUGAAUGAUGGGCACAAGCUCACUGUAGCCACGACUUAAUUGACCGUGCCCUCUUUGAUCACACUGUUCUUUCUUUUUGUAAUGAACAAUUAGGAGCUCUGUGUUCACCGUAGCCUCUUUUCCUUUCUUCCAAGCAAAGCCAAAAUGCCUUUACAGAGUACUUGAGGUAUGUUUACUGCAUCCAAAAUAAACUCUCCUUUACCCAUUUAGAUCCAUUUAGGACAUCUGGCUGCUCAUGAAGAGUCCAGUCAGGCCUCCCACUGUCGGUUGCUCCCUGUUACCUGGGGCCUGUUUGGCUGUAAGCCGUGGGAGACGGGCAUGGCCAGGAUCGAGGAGGCCAGUGGCUGUGCUGCAGGGAGCAGCCUUGUUCUUGCAGCCGCCGCGGAGCUGGAGGGAUGGCUCUUGCUGCAGCAAUGCCUGUCUGUCCGUGGAAAAGGUGGGGGGGUCUGGAGCGAUGGCCCUGCUAAACUGUUGCUCUCCCACCUGUGCAGGCAUACAGUUACUCGUUCUGGCAAUGUUUGUUAACAGGGAAAAAAGCUCAAAAUUCAGUGGGUGUGGUUGUUUGGAAAAGUGUCAUAAAACACGUGUGUGCGCUACAUGCUCACAUCCGUGCACACUUGUCUCAGACAAUCCCAUUCAUACUUACUUCAGCCGAACCACCUUACUGAAGUGUUUAUUGCCACCAAGCAGCUUGUUUUUUUCUUUUUGCAGUUACCAAGCAUUCAGUGGAUUUGGUGAAAUGCUGUAAUCCUGCUGUCGCUGGUUACAAAAUACACCAAUGCCUGAAAACAGUGUAAUUGGCUCUUGCGUGAGCAUCCACUGCCUUAUGUGUACAUGGGGUUUUCUUGUAUUUUUUCAUGGCUGGUGGGGAAGGCAAACUCUCCAGGUCUGACGGUCUUCUCUGUGGUCUGCACAGCUCCCUCCAGUACUCUAAGUUACAUAUGCAUAUGAAGGGGAGACCAGACACUUUUGUGUGUAGACUGAGAAUGAAUUAAUAUCUUACAAGCACUGUGAAUAUCUAUUAUGCAACUUUUUGUAUUCAUAUGAAAAAACUGUUCCUAUCAGUAAUAGAUGUAUUUUUUGUUUGUCUUGGAUUUAGGAGGUCUCUUGUUAUUUUUGGUUUUGAUUAGUUUGGUAGAGGGUAACAUGUAAGCAUUUAUCAGCUGAUGUUAGAAACUAGCUGCCAAUAUUUGUACAUAUUUGUAAAAUAGUCAUGGUAUAAUAACUCUGUUUUAAUGGUAAAAGUUUCUCCUUUCCAUGAAAGGAAUUUCUUGUUUAAAAUAAAAUAUAAAUAAUUAUAUGUACACCUGCAAUAAAGUAUGGAUAGAA
Messenger RNA from Gymnogyps californianus (California condor), 5027 nucleotides. RefSeq names its product FERM domain containing 1 (gene FRMD1). Gene Ontology annotation, biological process: positive regulation of hippo signaling. The record is from RefSeq and is a predicted model, not a curated record. Gene Ontology annotation, cellular component: cytoskeleton; cytoplasmic side of apical plasma membrane. The transcript is spliced from 14 exons. Lineage: Eukaryota; Metazoa; Chordata; Aves; Accipitriformes; Cathartidae. The coding region runs from base 118 to 1947 and encodes 609 amino acids.